Molecule: messenger RNA, 3864 nt
Organism: Bufo bufo (common toad)
Lineage: Eukaryota; Metazoa; Chordata; Amphibia; Anura; Bufonidae
Gene: VWA5B1
Product: von Willebrand factor A domain containing 5B1
Exons: 21
Coding region: 1-3864 (1287 amino acids)
Source: RefSeq, a predicted model, not a curated record
AUGCCCGGGCUGAUGAAUCGAUUCACGGGUGCCCCCCUGCCCCUCACAUCAGCUGAGAUAAGCGCCUGUGUCAGCGGCUACGCCCUGGGGAUGACCGCCUCACUCACCUACAGCAACCCGGAGGCUCAGCCUGUGGAAGCCCUCUUCGUAUUCCCGCUCAAUGAGCACACGGUGGUGGUCGGCUUCGAGGCCGUUAUCUGCAGACGUAUCGUCACCGUCCAGAUUAAAGACAAGGCCAAAAUGGACGAAUCCUACUACGACUACUGCAGCAUGUCCAGCGGAAGACUGCCCGACGGGAACGGAAGGAUUCUUCUCGAUGAAGAUUUAGAAAGAAUUAUUUUUGUGGCCAACCUUGGAGCAGUGCCGGCCCAGGAAAGUGUGUCAGUGCUUAUCAGUACAUCCUCUGAGCUCCCAACACUUUCCAGUGGGGCCGUCCGAGUCCUCGUGCCACCAGUCUGUGUCCCUCGAGUGUCACACACCUCCACGGACAGCAACUUAUACUCUGUCACUCCUCUGAGAUUAAGAGAGGCUGGAUUGUGCGGUGGCACCAAAAAGCUCUGCCUGGCGACCUUACUGGAAACAGAGGCUGUAAAUGCCACAGAGUACGAACUGACUUUCCACCUGGAGAUCCGGGCACCCUACCUGUUAGCAGGUGUGGAGAGUCCCACCCAUGAGAUCCGAGCUGACGCCGAUCCCUCAGCUCCUUCUGCCAAGAGCAUCAUGAUCACACUGGCCAACAAGCACACGUAUGACCGUCCGGUGGAGAUCCUCAUCCACCCCAGCGAGCCUCAUCUGCCACACAUUCUCAUGGAGGAAGGCGAUAUGAGCCCCUACGAAUAUGAACAGUUCUUAAGAGGAAAGAGCGACUUCAUCCGAGGGACCAAGAAAGACCCAAGCCCAGAGAAAAAGACGGAGAUAAUCCGCAAGCGCCUCAUUAAGGACAUCUGUCACAACCCGGUGGUGAUGCUGAACUUCUGCCCGGACCUGAAGUCUGCGCAGACCGACCUCAGCAAGACCCAAGGAGAAUUCAUCUUCCUCAUCGACCGCAGCGGAAGCAUGAGCGGAGUCAGCAUCACCAGAGUGCGGGAUGCCAUGCUUGUCAUUUUGAAAAGUCUCAUGCCGACGUCACUCUUCAAUAUCAUCGGUUUUGGUUCAACCUUCAAGUCCUUGUUCCCCUGCAGCCAGAGCUACAAUGAGGAAAGCCUCGCCAUUGCCUGUGAGAGCAUCAAGAAACUUCGAGCCGACAUGGGGGGGACCAACAUCUUAUCGCCCCUGAACUGGAUCAUCCGGCAGCCGGUGUGCCGCGGUUACCCACGUCUCCUCUUCCUGCUCACGGACGGAGCUGUCAGCAACACCGGCAAAGUCAUCGAGCUUAUCCGUCAUCACGCGUCCUUCACUCGAUGUUACAGCUUCGGGAUCGGCCAAAAUGCCUGCCGUCGACUGGUCCAGGGAGUGGCGAGCGUGUCCAAGGGCAGCGCAGAGUUUUUAAUUGAAGGAGAAAGACUACAACCCAAGAUGUUGCAAUCUCUGAAAAAGUCAAUGGCCCCGGUUCUUAGUGAUGUCACCGUGGAGUGGGUUUUCCCAGAAAGCACCGAGGUCCUGAUCUCCCCGAUCAGCUCCAGCUUCCUCUUCCCCGGAGAUCGUCUGGUGGGUUACGGAGUUGUGUGCAGUACGGCCCGCUUCCUCUCCAACCCCCGUACGGAUAAGAGGAGGAGAUACAGUAUGAUGCGCUCUCAGGAGUCGGGGAGCUCUGUAUUUUUCCAGUCCCAAGACUCUUCUGGAAGUGGAGGGUCGAGGGGUCAACAAGACACUGGUCUUUCCUCGGAACACAGCACAGAAUUUCUGGACAGUAAAGAGGAUCUGGCUGGAGAACGUGAGUCUGAUCCUGGCUUUCAACGAAGAGCCUACAGCACCAGUCAGAUUGCCGACCACCAACCUUUGCCGAGGUUCCACACAGCCAGCGACCCCAGUACUGCCCAGGAGAAGAGUCCUGUAUGCAGGAUCCAAAUCCAAGAACUUCAGGGUACAGACGACACAAGCUCUGACAUUCAUGACUCUCAGUCAUCUCUGUCCAUCAGCCCAUUUGUCAGCACCACAAAAAUUAGGGGAGCUGGCGCCAGGCGGCCAUCUCUUCUUCAGCAGAGCUGCCUCUCGUUCUGCCAUGACUUGGAUUCCCCACUGACACAUGAGGGUCCACAAGCGUCAAACACAGGAAGUCCCUCUACCCAACAGGAGACUUCUCUCUCUCUGAAAUCUUCCUCGGACAGUCAGCCUUUCAGCAGCCCGGGAGAUCUGGAUUGCCAUCACCCAUGUUUCACCUUUGAAACCGAGGCAGUGUCCGAGGAGAUGCCACCAGAACAUAUCUCUGGGAUCAAGAGUCCGUCUUCUCACACACCCUCCAUGUGUAAGGCUGUGGUCAGGGGUCUGAAGGGCAAUCAUCCGGUGCAGUGGGAAAUUGCAUUCGACAUCCAGAAACUGUUCAGGGAACGAGAAAGCAGAGAUGAUGAUGAGAGCGACCUGUGGAACGAGACCUUUCAUCAUCUGGCGGCCAAGUCCAUCAUCCGAGACUUUGAGCAGCUGGCUGAGAGAGAAAGUGACAUCGAGCAUGGCGUUGGCCGCCGGUUCCAGCUGAACACCAUUCACGCCAGCAAGGCCUGUAAUGUCAUCAGCAAGUACACGGCGUUCGUUCCUGUAGAUCUCAGCAGCAACUCGUACCUGCCCAGCGUGGUGGAGUACGCCAACACAGGUGCUGCUCUCAAACAGGGAUCUCAGCGCAGCUUAAGCUCCGGAAGUCGCCGGCUGCGAGGAUUCUCCAUCGGGCUGGGACGAUCCCAAUCCACAUGCGUGUCCGACUCAUCAGACGAUCGAUUCUUCAAUGUUGAAGAGAGCGCCAUAUCCCCCUGCACGACGCCAGUGUCCUCAGGAUGGGAGCGCUGCAGUUUUCCACAAGCCGCCCCACGCAGUCCGUCGGUUUCCUCGUCCCAUUCUCAGAGGUCUAUAGAAAGUCUUUUUGCCGCCAGGUUGACCCUCAAUAAGACGAGGCUUCUGACCCGAGCAGCCAAAGGAUUUAUGAUCAAAUCUCCUGGAAAAGGCAGCGAGGAAAGCGAGAACGAGAAGAACAUUGACUACCUGCCCCUGGUGACUCUGCAGUUGGCUUGUGGAGCCUUUCUACUGAACAAGGCCUUUGCAGAUGAGGCCAACAUCCCGAUGGACAAACUCAAGUGGACAUCUCCAUUCACGAGUCACCGUACCACUCUGAGCCCAAUGUCUCAUGGCUCUUCUCCAUCACGUAAGGACCCCGGACUUGCUUCGGCAGGUACGGGACACCUGCUCGCCCCUGACAGUGACCAUCACACCACACUGAAUGGGUUUGGUGAAGAUGUCUGCCAGCAGCCCCGAACACGCCACCUCUCCAGCAGUGCUUUGGACAGUCCUUCUGGAUCCUCAAAGUCAGAGAACGAACUGACCCUCCCCGUCCUUCCCAUACGGCGCUUUUCAUCUCCUGACAGCACUCAAGACUCUGCCUCCAUUCACACAGACAGCGGACUGGGGUCUGAGUCAGAUGGUACCGAGGUCCAGUCUUGGAUGGAGAGCAUUGAGGAGCAACGCAGGUCACAUCCAGAAAGCAUGAUCUGGGCCACAGCCGUAGCCCUGGCCUGGCUGGAGAACAACUCCGCCUCUUACUUCACCGAGUGGGAGUUACUAGCGGCCAAGGCUGACCGGUGGUUGGGCAAGCAGAAGAUCCCAGAGGGGCGCACUCUGGCCACGGUCAAGUCUGCCGCUCAGCAGCUUUUUGUCUUGCUUCGACACUGGGAUGAAAACUUGCAGUUCAAUGUCUUGUGUUACAACCCAAACAGCGUGUAG